CGGAAGUGGAGGCCGGAGCCUGGGACACCGCCGGGGGGACAGGAACGGAGUCGGCUGGAGCCCCCGCCCCACAGAACGCCGCCGCCCCGGAGCCACGGCCAUGAAGGAGGCCUAGGCCAGUCCUCUCCAGGGCCCAGGAGUUUGCUGAUAAUCUGUGUGCAUUAAAUCUCCUGGAAACCUCAAAGUCUUGACUGCUGAUUGCCGGAAAAUGAAAGUAAAAGCGAGAGGACUCAGGGUCCCCCUGGCACCAGCCCCCGCCCCACGCUCCCAGGGACCACGACAGCCUGCGGCACAGGCCAUGGCAGGUCGGGGAGGCGCAGCUCGCCCCAACGGACCAGCUGUGGGAAACAAGAUCUGCCAGUUCAAGCUGGUCCUGCUGGGGGAAUCAGCGGUGGGCAAGUCCAGCCUCGUGCUCCGCUUCGUCAAGGGCCAGUUCCACGAGUACCAGGAGAGCACCAUCGGAGCGGCCUUCCUCACACAGACGGUCUGCCUGGACGACACGACGGUCAAGUUUGAGAUCUGGGACACGGCCGGCCAGGAGAGGUACCACAGCCUGGCACCCAUGUACUACCGGGGCGCCCAGGCCGCCAUCGUGGUCUACGACAUCACCAACACGGACACUUUCGCGCGGGCCAAGAACUGGGUGAAGGAGCUGCAGCGGCAGGCCAGCCCCAGCAUUGUCAUCGCCCUGGCCGGGAACAAGGCCGACCUGGCCCCCAAGCGGGCCGUGGAGUUUCAGGAAGCACAAGCCUAUGCAGAGGACAACAGCCUCCUGUUCAUGGAGACCUCCGCCAAGACUGCCAUGAACGUUAACGAGAUCUUCAUGGCCAUAGCCAAGAAGCUGCCCAAGAAUGAGCCCCAGAACACGGCAGGUGUGCCAGGCCGGAACCGAGGCGUGGACCUGCAGGAGAGCAACCCAGUCGGCCGGGGCCAGUGCUGCAGCAACUGAGCCCCUGCUGCCCUCUCCCCGACCCUGACCACGACCACCGGAAUCCAUGCUAACCAAUCGCACUUAACGCCGCCACGGGCCAAGGGCCGGGAGGCUCGUGAUUUCCCCGUCUGACUCUGAUCUGGGCUGGGGAGUUGAUCCACCUGCACCUUCUGUACAAAUACUAAUUCAAUUUUAAGUCUUACGUCACUUUUUUAAUAUAUGUGAUCUCUGCUCUUCCCAUCUCCUCUUCUGCUCUGCUGCUGGCCCUUCCAGCAACAGCCCGUGCUCCUGUCCCCACCUCCUCUGUGGGGACAGGUUGGAAGCAGUGACGUCUCCAUGUCCCUCGCCAGAGGGCAGACUCAAGAGCACCCAGGUCCUCACCUUGUGGGCAGUGGCCUCGCCCAGGUGGCUCUCCUCAGCUGCAGCCCCCACUGGCCAGCUCUGAGCGCCAGACCACAGCAUUAGCGCCACAUCCGUGAGACAGCCACACGGCCACGGCCGCCCCCAUCCUGGUCACCCUGACCUCUGUUCUGAGCCCUGUUCUGACCAAAUCACGAUGAUGAGUAUUGGGGGGUAGGGGGUGCAGGGGGACGGAACCAACUUUUUCUGUAUUUUGUAUUGUAUGUUUCUUCAACAUGUAACCAAUCAGUAUAUUGUCAAUAGAGUAAGCCAAUCGAUGGACCUCA
Heterocephalus glaber (naked mole-rat) is the source of this 1617-nucleotide messenger RNA. It is a transcript of the gene Rab5c, whose product is annotated as RAB5C, member RAS oncogene family. NCBI's taxonomy places the organism in Eukaryota, Metazoa, Chordata, Mammalia, Rodentia, Bathyergidae. Gene Ontology annotation, molecular function: GTPase activity; GTP binding. The record is from RefSeq and is a predicted model, not a curated record.